AUGAAUACUCUAAAUGAUUAUGAAAUUAUAGAGAAAAUAGGAUCUGGUUCUUAUGGAGAUGUGAUGUUAGCAAAAUGCAAAGCAAAUGGAUAAUUAGUAGCAAUAAAAGCGAUGGAGAAAAGAUUGCUGAUUAAGGUUCAUAAUGUAAUAAUUGACUAGGAAAAAAAACAAUAUCAAGUGUUUAUUGAGAAAGAGGUUUUGUCAAGGGUUCAGCAUCCUGGUUUGAUAAAUAUGAUUGCUAGUUUCCAAAGUUCAGCAUAAAUUUAUUUAGUGUUAGAGUUUAUGGAAGGAGGAGAUUUUGCUAAUUUCCUAAAAAUAAAUAGUAAUGGCAAAUAGUGAUUUUAGGAAACAUGUCUUAUAACUCUAUAGUAUUUUACACUGCAGAAAUAGUAACAAUAUUAGAAUAAUUACAUUCUAAUGGGAUUGCGCA
Messenger RNA from Paramecium primaurelia, 430 nucleotides. NCBI's taxonomy places the organism in Eukaryota, Ciliophora, Oligohymenophorea, Peniculida, Parameciidae. The record is from the annotation of a GenBank genome assembly.